This is a messenger RNA of Rodentolepis nana, 282 nucleotides long. The record is from the annotation of a GenBank genome assembly. Lineage: Eukaryota; Metazoa; Platyhelminthes; Cestoda; Cyclophyllidea; Hymenolepididae.
AUGGAUUUGAAAUUUAUCACAGAUUCUCUCGCUUAUCGUGCCAUGUUGGCUAACCCGGAGGUGCAUCUGGAGGGUUACAAUAAUCUCAGGUCUAAUGAAAUAAAAGGACUCAUUAGAUUUACCCGAGAAACAUUGACUGGGAUUAUGAAAAAAUCAUCGACAGAUAGCGAAUCGGAAUUAAUAGCCAAGUUGGAAAGAACACUUCUUCAAGAUUUGGACGAUGCCAUGAAGGAGGAGGAGAACGCGAAUGGUGGUGCAGUCGGCGAACCCAACACGCAAUAA